Molecule: messenger RNA, 1658 nt
Organism: Suillus discolor
Lineage: Eukaryota; Fungi; Basidiomycota; Agaricomycetes; Boletales; Suillaceae
Exons: 8
Coding region: 154-1428 (424 amino acids)
Source: RefSeq, a predicted model, not a curated record
CCUUGACUCACUACUCGACGAGUCACAUUAUUUGUUCACUGGACACGAUAAAACGCUCACCACUGUCUUGACCAUCGUCUUCCAUAGACUUGAGCUGUGCCCCGAACGAACUGAGGGAGGGCCCACUAGUUUGUGAUACCUCGUAACCCCCUGAUGGGAAACACAGUUCACCCAAUGCAUAGUUCCUUCGUGAAUGCCGACCUUGUAGAGUGUUUUCUGAGGUUUCUGCCUGACUUUCAAUGCCUUGCCUCAACAAUCUUGACCUCAAAGGCCAUCUACAACGUCUUUCAACAACAUCCUCGCUCGGUUGUUCGCUCUGUAGCUUACAACUUGGUUGGACCAGCCUUGCCACAAGCACUACGUUUCAUCCGAUGCAAGAAUGCGCAACUAUAUUACAAGCCCGUUGGUGAACUCUUGGGCGAGGACGAUAUUCAGAAAAACCCAGUGCUUUCCAGCGAGGACAUUACAAGCCUUGUGGACAUUUCCACCUCCAUUCAAGAGCUCGAAAGCCUGUUUAGUUGGAGAAUGAAAGACCGACGAUUCAAGACAAGCCAGCUCUCCUUGGCGGAGUCGACAAAAUUCCAGAAAGCCAUGUACAGAAUGUCCUUGUUCUCGGCUGUCUAUGGCCGCAAUGCUCAGGAGUCAGCUAUUGGAUCUGACUCAGAUCAAGAAGAAAUCGAUUCGGCACUCGAAGAAGCCAAGACACUACGAAAAGGCUUCUUCAGAAGUUUUUCCACUCCUGAGCUGAGGGAUAUUCAAUGGGUUGAAACGUUUUUGCGAGGAGUAAUCACUCGCGGUGAGGGUGUUUACUUUGCUACGAUGCCACCUAUAACCUACAGCCCUGAGUCAUCAUUUGUGCUAUACUGUGCUCCCCACCACGUGAUCGAUGUAUAUAAGGGGGGGACAGAACAGCCUCACCUUCCUGUUACACAAAAACAGCCUAUAAUUGACGAAAUCGUUGGAGAGCAUGAUCGGUGCUCGCAGUGUCGAUCCGAUACUAUCAAGUGUCUGGAUCUAUGGGGACCAAGUAACUGGAGCUACCUCUGGAGCACACCACCUCUCCACUCAAUCGCGCGAUUACUGAAAGGUCAUGUCGGCGCAAAUCUUGCAGAUAGAGCGCAUUUUUUGGCUCUGAUGUGCGAGACACCAGCUGAGGAGCUUGUCGGAGGGUUGUUCGACUACAAGACGCCGGCUUAUAGCACAUGGAACAAAGCAGACUGGUUAUGUCCACAAUGCUUGGAGAAUUUCAUACGUGACCAUCUCCAUAUCUGGUACUUGGGCCAGAAGGUUAAACGAGGAGACGUGAUUCCAGAUAACUGCUGGUACGGAUAUAACUGUCGUACACAAACACACAGACUAGCACAUGCGCAGAAAUUGAAUCACUGGUGUGAACCCACCAGGGGAGAUGCCCCUCCGACCAACGUCUGAGGGUUACAGAUUCUUUUAUGGACCAUGGUGUGUAUUUUUAGGCUCGGCGCUUUCUAUCCUAUAUGCGUAGGCCGCAUAUCAAAAUUUAGCCGCGAUUACCCACAUUAUCAGCCAGUAUGUCUUGUCUAGCAUAGUGGCUGGGACUAGCUUUGUUUGUAUUCAAGGUUACCACUCAGAAUGACAUGCGCUAGAGUGAUUUGACAAAAGCGUUUGGCGAGGCCCAUUACAAA